This is a messenger RNA of Drosophila busckii, 1218 nucleotides long. RefSeq names its product dentin sialophosphoprotein. The coding region runs from base 1 to 1218 and encodes 405 amino acids. The transcript has a single exon. Lineage: Eukaryota; Metazoa; Arthropoda; Insecta; Diptera; Drosophilidae. The record is from RefSeq and is a predicted model, not a curated record.
AUGCAAUUAGCGUUGUUGGCAUUAGUAGCGUCGGCGCUGCUGUUUAGCGCUAUCAGCGCACAGCCUGUGAAGCGUGAAGCUUCGCCGGAUUCGCACAGUUCGUCGGAGGAGCAUAAGGAGCAUAAGCUACAGCAUAACAAGCCUGAUAACUCUGAUGAGUCAUCCGAAGAGAAGCACAAGCAGCACAAGCGCUCCAUGGCGCCUGCGACAGACAUGGCCCAUUUUCAUUUCUUUGAGGAAGAUGAUGGCUUUCCUGAAAACAACAGCGCAGAACCAGUAAGACGCUCCAUUGCCAAGGACUCGAGCAGUUCAUCGGAAGAGCAUAAGGAUAAGGCGAAUGAGAACAAAUCUGACAGCUCUGCUGAUUCGUCCGAAGAGAAGCACAAGCAGCGUAAACGCCGCGCUGCUGGCAAGGACUCGAGCAGCUCAUCGGAGGAGCAUAAGGAUAAGGACCAGCAGAACAAGUCUGACAGCUCUGAUGAUUCAUCCGAAGAGAAGCACAAGCAGCGUAAACGCCGCGCAGCUGGCAAGGACUCGAGCAGUUCAUCGGAAGAACAUAAGGAUAAGGACCAGCAGAACAAGUCUGACAGCUCUGAUGAUUCAUCCGAAGAGAAGCACAAGCAUCGUAAACGUCGCGCAGCUGGCAAGGACUCGAGCGGCUCAUCGGAGGAGCAUAAGGAUAAGGCACAGGAGAACAAGUCUGACAGCUCUGCUGAUUCAUCCGAAGAGAAGCAUAAGCAUCGUACACGCCGCGCCGAUGGCCAGGAUUCCAGAGGAUCAUCUGAGGAGCAGCCGGGCAAGCAUAAGCAUAAGCACCAUGGCAGCUCUGGGGAGUCCUCCGAGGAGAAGCACAAGCCUGCGCGCAAGACACGCUCAGCUGGAAACAACAAUUCUAGUGACUCUAGCAAUAGCUCCAAGAGCAGCAACAGCAGCUCAUCCUCUGAGGAGCAUCAAGACGUUGAAGUGCCGCAUCGACGCAAGCGCGAAGUGCCCAACAGUAUGCUGUUGACAAACUCAAUGGAGCUGCUGCAAAGUCCUGAUGAAAGCACAGCUGACAUCAAUGUCAAUGCUGAGCCCGAGGCGGAGGCGGAGGCGGAUAUUGCGGCUGAAGCAACGCCAGCGCAGAGCGAUAGCAAUGAGGACUAUGCUCAGGGCUGUGAGGUGCAUGAUGCGGACUUCAAGGAGGCCCUAAACGAAAUCAACUAUGUGGACAACUAG